Molecule: messenger RNA, 297 nt
Organism: Cylicostephanus goldi
Lineage: Eukaryota; Metazoa; Nematoda; Chromadorea; Rhabditida; Strongylidae
Source: the annotation of a GenBank genome assembly
AUGUACCCGAAGGUUGUAAAUUCUCCUGCGCCUGUGGUAGUCGACUUUCAUGCCGACUGGUGUGGACCAUGUAGAGCCUUAGGACCACGAUUGGAGGAAAAGAUAAUGGGAAGAAAUGGCGCAGUACUUAUGGCAAAGAUUAACGUUGACUCCGCUGGUGAAUUAGCGACAGAUUACGGUGUCACGGCCGUUCCGACAGUGAUGUCGUUCAAAAAUGGUGAACGCAUAGGGAUGUUCACUGGAAUGGUAGAUGAUGAUCAAAUUGACGAGUUUCUGGACGAAGUUAUUGAUUCUUGA